AUGGAAGAAAACCUGGCACCGGCGUGCAUCGCCACGACAGGAAUAGAACAGACCGAGGCCGGCUCAUCCGGUGGUGCUGCCGCCGUUGUUGCUACGAGCAGUUACGAUGAUGGCGGUGGUGCAACGGCUCGGCAAAAGAUCUCAGAUAAAAUUAUCUCCCUGCUGUGGGGCGAGAAGAUAAAGCAUGACGUGUUCCGGCGAUGGUUGCAAGGGUUUACGUUCAGUGACUUCGAACCAUCCGCACUGGUCCAGCGCGACGGUGGACCGUGUUGUGUAAUAGCUCCGGUCCAGGCGUAUCUGUUGAAAAUUCUGCUCAUGGAGUCACCGGAGCACGGUUUCAAUGAGCUCACCGCAGACAAAUGUAAAACGCUGCUCAUACAAGCCGUCUGCCAGAUACUGAUGAAGUGCAAAACGGACGUUUACCGUAUCGUGACGCUGGAGGAGGAGGAGCGGGAGCAGGAAGCGGAUGCUGGGGCGCUCUCAACUGCCGCGACCGGUCAACCGAGUGCUGUACCGGGAUGUUCGGGCUACGUACCGCCAGAACGCGUCGCGAAGGAAACGGACUGUGUCGGCAUUGAUAUGCACGAUGCGGCGAUGAUGCACCCGGCCGCAACUGACCGGACGCCCAGCAAAUGGACGUCGGAGAAGUUUCAUGAACGGAUCCGUUUUAUUGAGCAUCAGCACAUCGACGAUGUGCAGAAGUUCUAUAUGCAAAAUUUCCACGUACUCACGGACGAGUGCGGUGUGCUGCUGCUGCUGUACACCGUGCUGCAAACCAAGGGUCUCGAACACAUUCUGUCCGAGAUGUGCGAGCCGAACGAGUCGCUAAUACACGACACGUAUGGUUGUGGUAGUCAGGCGCUGAUUAAUCUGAUGUUAACUGGUCGUGCAGUGCCGCAUGUGUGGGACAACGAUGAGUUUGUUGAUGGAAUAAUGCUUAAAGGCAUUAACCAGCAGUCCGACAUCGGUUUCAUCACCGUGAUGGAGCAGCUGCAGUAUUGCACCGUCGGUUAUUUUUACAAAAAUCCAAAGAAUCCCGUCUGGGUGAUGGGCUCCGACACGCAUCUGACGGUGCUUUUCAGCCACGAGAAGCGGCUGGCGUCACCGGAAACCCCCGGCGAGAGAGCGCGCCGCAUCUUUCGCCAGUUCGAUCCGGACGAGACCAACUUUAUCCCCUGCUCGCUACUGGAGGACGUGCUGUGUGCGAUGGAAUUGGUCAGCGAGCCGGAGUACGUGAAGUUGAUGCACAAACGACUCGAUCCGGACAAAUUCGGCAUCAUAUUGCAGAACACGUUCAUGAACGAAUUUUUCCCGGAUGAAAAAAAAACAACCCCGGACACGUUUGAUUUGCUGCACUACAACGGUAUACCGAACUCGAACUAUGGCAACGUCGUGCAGUACAGCCGCGGUCAGGCGGUACUGUUGGAGAGUGACGUGAGCAUGUGCAAUCCCUCCGAUCCGAUGCUUACCUGUUUGCAAACCAAAUGGCCCAACAUUGAGGUGAACUGGGCCGGCGACCGGACUCCCUCGCUUAACUGAUUCGACCUGUUCGUGUGUGUGUUGCCUGAUAGAGAGAAGGUUCCCCUCUCUAC
Messenger RNA from Anopheles maculipalpis, 1592 nucleotides. Its product is annotated as ubiquitin carboxyl-terminal hydrolase MINDY-3 homolog. The record is from RefSeq and is a predicted model, not a curated record. Bases 1 to 1539 code for a protein of 512 amino acids. Gene Ontology annotation, biological process: protein K48-linked deubiquitination. Lineage: Eukaryota; Metazoa; Arthropoda; Insecta; Diptera; Culicidae. The transcript is spliced from 5 exons. Gene Ontology annotation, molecular function: K48-linked deubiquitinase activity; cysteine-type deubiquitinase activity.